AUGAAACUCCUUGUCAGCAUACUGACCUUGUCGCUGAGCACCCAUGCUCUUGCUUUCGAUUUCGCUCUAGCAGCUCCUAUCAAACGCAGUGAUCGUGCGACACCUACCAUAACCAAGACGAUCUACCACACGGAAGUGCGGAGACUGUCUACAAGCUUCAAGAACCACAAUGUUAGGAGCGGAAGCUUGGUGUCUGACGCCUCUGCAUCUAUCUCUGACGAGGACUUCGAGGCUAUGAACGGGGACACCGCGUCGUCCAUGGCAACAGCAUUCCUUUGGCCGAGGGGAGCAAGUGGACAGGCGCCUACGAUUACCCAACUACCUGUUACUGGCGUACCUGUGAGUUUUAACGCGAGGCAAGUCGGAUUCGUACAUUUCGACGACGACACCAAACGCGACGAGACUCUUCAUCCCGGAUCGACCAUCGUCAAUAAGAGAAACACCGACCUAUACCACAUCAAGAUCGAUCUCGCAUCUGAAGGCUACAUUUCAGUCUUCAUGUCCAACAGCACAGCCUCUGCGUUCUGCAAAAGCGAGGUAGAGCUGGACUCGGAGGGCGGGCCAAAAGGAGAAUUACAAGUGGCUGUUCGGAAUUCCACAAAGGUCGUGGCUAUACCUGUGCACCAAGAAGCGGCUGAUAGCUUCUGCCUCCAUUUCAAGAACGCGGAGGGUGUCGACAGUCCAAUGAGCGGCAAAGUUCCUGGGAGCGCAACAGCAACAGCCUCAGCAUCGGAAGGCACGACGUCGAAGGUCACACCCAGCGAGACAACGUCGGAGAGUGUGUCGAAGUCAUCUAAGCACGCGUCUACGGUGGUCACCGCUUCUGAGACUGACACUGAUGACUCGGCUUCAGCAACAUCCGCGACCUCGACCGGCAAGACCACAUCUUUGAACACCUUUGAUAUUACUCAUGAGAUAGAGACUUCGAAGUCCACAAAAUAUGUACCUGCGGAUGCAACGGCCUCCGAGUCAGGGUCUGCUACCAAUGAUGAAGGUACAGAUAUGACCGUGUCUAAGACAUCAAAAGCGGACGACAGCAGCAGUGGAUCCGAGGCAACAAAUUCUUCAAAGCACAAGUCCACGUCUGUAACGGCUUCGGAAAGUGACUUGGAUACUUCGGAAUCGGCAACCGACGUGUCCAGCAAGCACAUGACCAAAUCUACAGCAAGCGGAGCCGACGAAGAUUUGUCGAAGACGAUCGAAGCUUCAGGCACACCAACGGUAUCAAAAGCUGCAAACGCUGACCCUUCUGAGGCCGAAGAUAGCGGCUCACCUUCGACCAAGGUAAAGUCAAAGAUUUCCGAGGCUACUGAGACUGAGGAAAUCCCCGAAUCUGCAACAUCGGUCCAGGAGUAUCGGGGUCCAGCUGUAGACCCUGCAAACCCUGCUGACCUAGACACAUCCACCACGCCCAAGGCCACACCCGCCGCUGUUCCUGUUAGCACAACUACAGACGAACCUUUUACUGAACCAAGCAUAAACUCGUUUUACUCGUACAUAAAGAGCUUUGUGGAGACUGCUCCAGAUCUAGUCUCAGUUGCAGGUAGUACUGAUCAGGCUUCGAUAAAGACCACCGACUCUGCGAACGGGGCUUUGCGACGUGGAAUACUCAUAGCGCCAACGCCGGCCUUGAUAGGUUUCGGAGCUGAAACUAAUCGUCACUCGACAGAUAACAGCAUGACAUAUACCUCCGACUAUAGCUGGAAGGGUGCAGUCUCUACUGCUAUAGCUUCUACUACGGCGUCGAGUAACGCGGCGAUCGGUAGACUGAAACCACCUUCACUACUCUGGCGCAUGUGGUACCCCACGACUACUACCAAAGUCAUUCAUUCGAGAAGCUUCAGUGGGCCUGGUCAAGAGCCUGAGCAGGAAGACGAGGGGUUUUUCAAUAUCGAUGUAGAAGAUGAUGGGCCUACGAGGGUUAGUUCCGGUACUGAUGGAGUGGAAGAGGAGACGGCUAUUGCUACGAAGUUUGCGCAUAAGCAGGAGGAUAAAGAUGAGGAUGAUGAAGGAACCAAUGCGAAGGAUGGGGGCGAGGAAGAGGAGGAAGAGCUACCGGCUGAUGAGGAGACGGUACCUGACGAAGAAGGCGACAUUGGUGAAGGGGCGGCUGGAGAUGACGAGACGCCUACGUCUACGAAGAGCAAGGCGUCACAUACCAAGACUGCGGUAGACGAGGAAGAUGACAGUGCGCCUACCCCCGACACAUCUACGGAUGGCGAGGAGAAGGUCACAUCCACCAAGAAGAAACCUACAGGUACGGGUGAUGACACCAAACCCACUGCAACAGUGGUUGAAGACGUCGAAGAAAAGUCGACAUCCACCAAGAUGAAACCGGUAGAAGAUGACGACGAAGCUACACCAACUUUCACUUCAUCCAAAGAUGUCAAGCAAAAGGCAACGUCUUCAAAGACAAAACAUGCAGACGAUGACGAGGAAGCUACGUCCACUUCCAAAGCAACCGAUGACACCCCGCCUGCUGACGACGAAGGACCUGCUGAGAACAACGACGAAGAGUCCCAAGUCGAUACUUCCGCUGAUGACACCAUCACAAGCACAUCUCACAAGCCCAAGUCCACUAAACACGCGACGUCUGAAGCAGAUGGCGAUGCCGACGAGGAAUCUACCACGACUUCCAAAUCUAAAUCCAAAUCCUCCCACAAAUCCAAAACAACAAUCCCCUCCCUCGCAUCAGGCGUAUCCUUCGCCUUCCCCUCCACCAGCCCAAACGCCGCACCGCUUCCCACACCACUUGCUGCAUCCCCUCCUAUUCCAACGGGAGUAGCGCCCAUGCCAACACAACCCAUAAUCUGGGACCCAGACUGUCCACAGAUUUCCACAUCGACGUUAACGGCGGAGAAUGGGGUUACGACGGCGGUGCCGGUGACUGUGGGGGUGGGGUGUUGGCGCACUCUUCCCCCUCGCAAUGAGACAUCAGGAGCUAGCGAACACCUACUGAAGAGUAAAGCGUGGAACAUCCUGAGUGACAGGCAGAACGUGAAAUAUUUUCUAAACCACCUCCAAUUCCUCCACGGGGAAUGGCAUCUCGGCCGGAAGUUCGUGUGGUACAUCCUCAGUUUAGAGAUGCUGGGUAUAGGAAGGAGGUUAGUAGAACGAGCCGAGGAAGCGCAGAGGACAUGGGAGAAAGCGGAGAGGGAGAGGGAGAGAGUUGAACGGUUGGCUAGGCUGGGUGGGUGA
This is a messenger RNA of Alternaria conjuncta, 3198 nucleotides long. RefSeq lists its product as uncharacterized. Lineage: Eukaryota; Fungi; Ascomycota; Dothideomycetes; Pleosporales; Pleosporaceae. The record is from RefSeq and is a predicted model, not a curated record. Bases 1 to 3198 code for a protein of 1065 amino acids. The transcript has 2 exons.